Molecule: messenger RNA, 1669 nt
Organism: Anastrepha obliqua
Lineage: Eukaryota; Metazoa; Arthropoda; Insecta; Diptera; Tephritidae
Exons: 3
Coding region: 323-1156 (277 amino acids)
Biological process (GO): regulation of transcription by RNA polymerase II
Cellular component (GO): transcription regulator complex; nucleus
Source: RefSeq, a predicted model, not a curated record
GUGUCGAUACAACCAAACACAAACCCACACAAAUCGAUGUAUUGUGUAAAUAUGUAAUCAAACGAAAGCGGUUGUUUUCUACGGGCUCAAGUUUUGCCCGAUUUUGUGUAUAUCACGGGCAACAGACAGUGACCACAAUAACGUCGCUGAGUGCGGGCAUCAUAAAGGCCAACAGACAGGGACUACGAUAACGUCGGUGACUGCGGGCACCAUAACUGAAGCGUAUACGUUUUCGAUAAUACUAACGUCAAAGUAUUCGCUAUUACACUUUGCUUCAACUUUACUCCGCAUUACUUUGGUUUACCGUGUUUAUUUAAAAAAAAUGCAAGGAUUCGUAACCGAGGACGAUUCAGCACUUAUAAGAUUGAUAAAGAAAAAUGAACACCUCUACGACAGAUAUCAUAAGCAUUAUAAACUUUAUGAUUUGAGAAAGGCCGCUUGGGAAAAGAUAGCUUGUGAGCUUGGGAUUAAUGAAACGAUUUGUUUACGCCGUUGGUCGAAUUUACGUGAUCGGUACGCGAGAGGAAUCCGCCGUUUGGCUGCUCUUGCUAAAGAUGGAAUAGAAACGGAGGUGCCGCCUCUAUUCAAAGAAAUGGAGUUUUUAAAACCACAUAUAGUGCCGCGAUGUAUUAGGAUUGGAGAUCCGUCUUUGUCACGGCCAUUUACAACACUGCCAUCAUCGUUCAAUGCUGAUUCGUUUACUACAGAUCUGGAAGAUACUAAAGAAUAUGAGGAAGUUACAGAGCCAUUCCAGUUUAUGAAUUCAGCAUCAAAUGCGUCUCUACAAGAGAAAGAAGAUGAGGAGGAGAUUGAUGCAUUGCUGCCCACAGACACAUUGUCACCUUCUGCACUUUAUCCCAAAAGUCCGAGAGACGAACCAACAAAGGCUUUACACUUACCUGUGACGAAAUCUAAGAAUCAGCGUAAAAGUAGCAGAAAGCGGCACCAUGAGUCCGACAUUGAACAGGAGCUAAGUUCCGCUUUAAAAAUGUUUAAACAAGUGUGUGGUGCGGCAAAAGCACGCCACGAAAAUCCUGCAAUUCAUGGUUUUGGUCAAAUGAUUGUCGAAACAAUUUGUGGGAUGAGUGAACGAAAGCAGACAAUAGCCAUGCAAAAGGUGACUGAAGUGGUGAUGAAAUUAAAAAUAGAGCCGUAAGCCUUGUAGAGAAAAAGUUUGGUUUAUUUUUAUUUAAUUUUAAUGUAUAAAUAAUAUGUAGUAUAUAAUAUUAAAUGUAGGAGUCUAGUAAAAAUAUAAUACAUACAUAUUUGUAAGUACAAGCAUAUGAAAUUGGUGCAUGCUUUUCGUUUGCGGAUCACUCCCUGUGUGCUGAUGAUCUUAAUUAAAAUAUUCGACUCUUAAGGUGUUAGGAGUAGUCAGAGGCACGAAAAAAUUAUGAUUUUCAAUAUUUUUUUUUUUUGCUAGUCAAUUGCUUUUUUUAACAAAAAUAAAAAUAUAGCAUUAAUUCAUCAUGUUUCGACUUGACUUCAGCAAAAUUUCAAAAAAAAAAAAUUAAUAACUGUAAAAGUUAUCGCUGUUUGUGUGAAGCCCGUUUCUCCAGAAGUCCCUUACGGUAAUCAUCACAAGUCCUUGGAGAUUCAUCUAAAAUCAAUCGGACAAGAGAAAUUAGUUUAAUUUUUUUUCAGAACAACCGACAAUUAAUUGUUUAAA